GGCCGAGCCGUCAGUCCCGCCCUCGGUUCUAUCGCGUUUUCGGUCAGUCUCCGUUCGGCGUUCGAACGGUGAGGUGUGUAAAGCGCGUGUGCGCACCGGUUACUGUGGCGUACUGCGAGGUUAUAAUGGACGCGCCCGGCGGAGCGCGGGAGCCCCGCUUCGGGUCGCCUUACGGUAUGGGACUCCUGGGAGAUGUGCCGGACAUGUAUGGAGCGGGCCGGCCACCAAGCUCCCUCGGCGGCGGUGGAGGCCUCCGGCCGGGCAUGCAGGCCUGCCCGGUGCCUAGAGCUGGUGUGAAGCGCCCUUCAGACCAGUGCUACGACGAAAGACCGUCUCAGAGCCUCGGACUAGAACAUUGUGCCAUGCCUGACAUCGCUGACGAUGGCUAUGCAUCCCUUCAGCCCAAGAAAUCCCCACCGUCGAAUGGCAAGAAGACCAAAGGUCGCGUGAAAAUUAAAAUGGAGUACAUUGAUAAUAAGCUACGGCGAUACACGACUUUCUCGAAGCGGAAGACAGGAAUCAUGAAGAAGGCCUAUGAGCUCUCAACCCUAACGGGAACACAGGUGAUGCUUCUAGUCGCAUCCGAAACCGGCCACGUGUACACAUUCGCAACACGAAAGCUUCAGCCAAUGAUCACGUCAGAUUCAGGAAAGAGACUGAUACAGACGUGUCUUAACUCACCGGACCCGCCGACUACCAGCGAGCAGAGAAUGGCGGCCACAGGCUUCGAGGAAACGGAGCUCACAUAUAACGUUGUAGACGACGAUAUGAAGGAUCUAGAAGAAAAUGCGGGAAGCAAAAGCAAAUGCAAGGAAGAGCCGGCGACUUCGGGUGACAGCGGUGACGAAAGCGGCAGCGAACCAGAAUCACCCAGCGAGAAGAUCUCGAUGCAAAACCAUAAGCAAGAUUGGACAUGUAAUGAUAACGACCGCGAUAUUAACAACAGAGAUUCUUUAUCCGUUGAUAAUCUGCCCUCAACGUCAUCUAUGAACCCUGAACCUGAGAGCAGUAAAUCAAGUCAACCUUCAUUACCCAAGCUCCUGCCGAAGAUCGACCUUCCAGGGGGCGCAAUGUUGUAUCGUUCAAGUGUCUUGACCGGAGUGGGCUUGGACGGACUUGGAACGAACUUGGGCUUAGGAAACUUGGCAAUGGGCUAUCCACACAGCUUCAUUUUGGGACUCGCUAAUCAAGGACAAGACGGAGCAUCAUCUUCAUCAACUCAACCGCAGUUCAUCACCAUACCGCUGUCAAUGGCAAUGGCAGCUGCAUCGGGACCGACAGUCAAUGGUUGCCCAAGUGCCUCCAGUGACGACAGCAGCGAGCUCCAGGACUUAAGUACCGGGGGCAGAAAGUGAGAUUUUCUUGUAAGAUAACAGCAAGAAGACUGGAGAUUAUUUCAAUAAAUAUUAAUAACAUCACUUUAUCUUUUAAUUUGUAUUUUUAAAUCAUACCAAAGCUAUAUAUUGGUUGAUAACAUAGUUUAAAUAAUUUUGAAAACUUUGUAAACAAUUAAGUACUAAAUUGUAUUUUUUUCUUUUUAAAUGUAUUUGCUACUUUUUAGUGAAACCUCUUUUUAGUGAUAGUCUCAUAUGUAAUUACUAAAAUUGUUAGAGACAAAUUACAACUAAAUACUUAUUUAGAGCAGGAGUAAAAUUUAGGUCAAUCUAUCUUAACGCAUUUCUUAGCCUUGCCUUCUUUAGCCAGUUGUAAAUUAUAUUCAAUAUAUAAUAAAAAAUUGGAGAUAUUGUGUAAACUACACCGAUAUAAUUUAUUAUAUUAAGUAUUUAGGUAAGGGAUUGUUUGUAACGAAAGUAAUACAGUAUUUUUGUACCAAAAGAAUGUUAUCCGGGCAACCAUAUAUUCUUUAAGGUAUAACUGACCAAUCGCAAAUGAUUAGUGAUGUUUUCUUGGCCGUUUUAAUUUUGUAUAAUUUUGAAAUACUUUAAUUUUUUCAUUUGCAAAUGUUCCUUACAUUAAUACGGCAUUUUAUUUAUUAUAAUUAUUAUUUUUCGUUUAGAUGUUAAUUUCAAUAACCUACUUAGUUACCGACUGAAUAAUGAAAAAAUACAUGUUUUUCAUUUUAAGUUUUAAAUACUUCUAACACUCUGCGGGAUAAAUUUUAAGUCGUGAAACAUUUUUGCGAUAUCGGUCCAUUUGUUCAUCGUUUUCUCUGAAUUAAUGUUCGUACAAUCGAAACUGCUUAUAAUGUAUUUUAAAAUAAAUUGCCGUUUUACUUCUUAAGCAUUUACUAUUAUGAUUGUUUUAUAAAAUGUGGAUUUCGUAUUAGAUAAAUAAUCAAACUUAGCCACAAAAUUACGCACGACCGUGCACUAUUUUUGGAGAUUUCCUCAAACGUUCAGUUAAAAUCAUAUUGUCAGGUUUUAAGUAAAUAUAAUAAACUGAAUAUUUAAUGUCUGUUGUUGAUUUCUAUUUUUGGACAACUUGUAAGUUUUAUUUUGAAUUGGUGAAAACGUGGGCUAAAAGUAGGGUAAUAAAAUAUUAAUUUAUUAACUUCCAUAUUUUAAAGAAUUUCAAAAGGCACAAAUACAUAUUUUUAAUAGUCUUUCCGUUAUCAUCUGAAUCCGUUAAUUCAUAUGUUUUACUACAAAAAUACAACGAUGUUUUUUUAAUAUUUUUAAAACGCUUGAAAUAAAUAAUUCAAAGAAAUAUGUUUUGUUUCUCAGUUCACUUUUCAUGCGGAAUUAAAUCCGCAAACACAGAUAUACUAUACGCGCAAUCUAAGAUUGCCGCUCAGAAAUAAGUUUUACAGAACUUAUUCUCAACGUCACUUUGCGCGUUUUGUACGUACAUUGCGCGUUCUAUGCCAAACACGUGCUUCACAAAAUGUACAUUUACCUAUUUAACUGAACGUUUGUUUUUUUUUGUAUCGACUGAUACUCGGUGUAAUGAGAAUGUUGUUUUAAGGUUAUCAUUAAUUAAUGUUCCUUUUUUUGUUUCCUAUCAAUAAAUGAAAUACU
Messenger RNA from Nymphalis io (European peacock), 2978 nucleotides. RefSeq names its product serum response factor homolog (gene bs). The record is from RefSeq and is a predicted model, not a curated record. Lineage: Eukaryota; Metazoa; Arthropoda; Insecta; Lepidoptera; Nymphalidae. The transcript is spliced from 7 exons. Gene Ontology annotation, molecular function: protein dimerization activity; DNA-binding transcription factor activity, RNA polymerase II-specific; RNA polymerase II cis-regulatory region sequence-specific DNA binding. The coding region runs from base 126 to 1355 and encodes 409 amino acids. Gene Ontology annotation, biological process: positive regulation of transcription by RNA polymerase II.